CCAGUUUGCCGAUAGUCUCUCGGUGAUGUAAUGUUCUCAAGUUGCAGCAACACACACCGACUGCAAUACUGAGGCUGGAGUGAAGUUCUACAUGUAAAGCCAGUCAUUUCAUGCAACUGAGGCCACUCCAAAUCCUCUUUAUGGCAUGAAAGGAGAUAGUCUGGACGAGCAACUCAAGAGGUGAACACCUUUAACAAAAAGAAGGACUCCUCUUAGAGCUGUCUAAAGGGAUCACCAAAUACUUUCAGGUGAAUGCAUGGACCAGAAGCUUUCCCGGUUGGAAUAGCUCAGCUGAGUGCAGAAAUCCUCACACCCAAAUCUGCACUGAAAUCACACCCCCUUCUUCAGCCUGAAAUGGUGUAUCCUGCCAUUUAACCUAUCCUUAAUCCACCCUGGCAGUUACUGAGAGAAGGACAUGGGCAUGAAGACGAGGAGACAUCCUGAGUACUAAUGAAGCAGGCAAGGGAGAGCAAUUUAUCGCCUGUGUCCAAGGCAAAGACUGUGUCUGCUUCAGGAUUCCACCUGAACACCUUGUGUUUGCCGCUUCAGUCACCGUUUACCUCAGUACAAUCAGAUGAAUACUCCACACCAGCAGUGAUGGGCCAGUCUGCAGUGCAUCCCGGACGACACUCGAACAAUCCAGAAGCCAUCAAAGAGAUCCUGAUCUCAGCACUGGGCACCUUUGAUGGCUUCAAACCUCCUUCCACAGAGAACUGUGCGGCUGUUACAAGGCUUUCUUCACUGACCGAGCUUCAAGAUGGAGCUUCGAAGUGUCUUUGGGACAACCAUCAUGAUAAAGGUGGUGAAGAACAGCGACACCGUGUUGAGAUUGCUAUGACGACCUCCCAAGAUGGCUCGUACAGCAGUAGUUCAAGUGUCUCUCCUGAAAAGUCCUCAAGUCGCGUUAAAUUUAACCCCCUCAGCAAACUCCUAACCUCCGUACAGGCUACAGCUUCCAGAUACAGGAGCUUCUCGGGAGCUCCACCUGCAGUGUGUAAGGCUGAGGUAUCCUAUUACCAAUGCCCUCAGUCUGACUCCAGAAUCCAUCCAGAGAAAGCACGGUAUUGGCCAAAUGACAGACCGGAGACCAUUGUGUACACGAGUUAUCUCUCCAGUCCCAGUUUCAGCGCAAGUAGGGCUCAGGAAAGGGAGAACACUCACCUGGUUGUUGCUGAUAUGGUGAUUGCUGCACUGGAGAAUGUGAAAAGUAAUAUGUACGAACAGGCAGAGCUGCUGGAAGACUGUAGCUUGGCAAUUGCACAGACCCCAGUAGAUGAGAUAAGCACUUAUAUUAAGAAGGCAGUCCAUUCCAACUCCGUGAAUUCUGUGGAUAGCGGUUAUGAAUGUGGUUCUGCUACCCAGUUGGAUGAUUGCUCUGAUGCUGGCUCCAAGUCUCUGCUUGAAGACAAACAAAAUGGUGACGCUGUUGGUGCUGAUGACGAUGCUUAUGAUGAUUUUGUGAUAAUAGGUACCGGUGUCAGAACGGAUCAAGAAUUUGAUGACCUUAUUUUUGGUUCCGAUGGCCCCUUAAAAUCGAUAGAAAGGCACCGUUUAUCUGCUGAAUAUUUGGCUCGCCGACUGUUUAAAUCUUUCAGAAUGACCUGGUUGCCCCCAGAGACUGAAAUGCAUCAUUUUGACACAGUGGAGAAAGUGCUGGAUGAAUUUCUCCCUCUGAAGGACACUUUGCCUGGUGCAGAGGAAUCUGUAGAUUUGACACCAGAGUUCAAGUUAAAUUCCCGAUUGAGGGGAACUGCAGAUUGGGCCCCACCUCGCUUUCAAAUUCUGUUCUUCAUCCAUGCACCACAAAGGAGAGAAACUGUUGUAGCUGCUCAGAAUUCCAUGUGUGCUGGUUGUGGAACUCCAAUUGAGCACAAAUACAUCAAAAAGCUCCGUUACUGUGACUACUUGGGAAAGUAUUUCUGUGAGUGCUGUCACCAUAAUGAGGAAUCCCCAAUCCCUGGCCGAAUUCUAAUGAAGUGGGAUUUCAGUAAGCAUCCGGUUUGCCAUUUCUCCAAACAACUGCUGGAAAGUAUAUGGCAUGACCCACUGUUCAACAUCUUCUACAUCAACAAGUUCCUCUACAGCAAAGUAAAGGAAUUGAGAAAAGCCAAGGAAAUUCAAGAACAGUUGAUACACAUCAAAAAGCUGCUAAGAACCUGCAGAUUGGCUGAAAGCGCCCUGAUCGAGUUCUGUCGGAUACGUUCCCACCUGACUGAGGAGCUACACCUUUAUUCAUUGAAUGAUCUGCUGAUGGUGAAGCAAGGUCUGCUGGUUUCAGGCCUGAAAGAUGCCCUCAAGAAUGUCCUCGCUCACGUGGAAAGUUGUGAGUUGUGUCUGGCCAAGGGCUUCUUCUGUGAGUUUUGCAAGAGUAGAGAUAUUCUCUUCCCCUUUCAGACAGACCAAUGCAGACGAUGUGGCGAAUGCAAAGCGUGCUUUCAUAAAGAGUGCUUCAAAACUGAACAAUGUCCAAAGUGUAUAAGGAUUCGUGCACGGAAAGAACUACUGCUUGCUUUCCAGCAGCCAGCAAGCUAAGCGAUGUGUUGGGCAUUACGGUGGAAAUCUUCUGGGAAUGAGUCGAUUUCAAUUUUAAAAAGCAUACAUGUAAUGCCAGCCUCCACUUACCCUUUUUUAAAAAAAGAAAAGCUGAACAGAGUAAUGACGUCUGGAACGUCCACUCGUUUUUUUGAAGUAUCUAGCAAUAAGUGUGAAACUACUCAGGUAUUGUUGCCUCACAGUGAUACCAUUAAUAACACUUCCUUUUAGCAGAGGUAUUGGUUACUUUUUGCAUUAGGGAAGGUUACUGUGUUAUCAACUGAAAAUAACAAUUAGAUUAAAUGUUCAUAAAUCAUGAGGAUUUUUCAUUAAGUCUGAGCUACUUACCCUUCUAAUGGUUUUGUAUUGUUAGGACUUAAGGCAAGGUUUUAUUUUUUUACUUUGUGUAGAAGCUUUAGACCCUUUGUUUAAAAAGUUUUUUUGCAUGUUGUAAUGUUAAGAAAACAUUUUAUGCAGUGGUGUGAAGCAGACGGUAUUUAUUUAAAUUUCAGUUUUGGUAUUCUGCCCUGCUUAUGUGAAAAAGUGCAUUUUUUUGGUGGGGGGGAAGACAACGUGAAAUUUGAUAAAAUAGGAAGGUUAAAAAAAAAUUGUUCUCCUACCCAACAAAAAAAAUUAAAAUCUGAGCCAAUUAUCACUGCUUAGAUUACCUUUAAAAUUAUUGAAUGCUAAAAUGUUGCCAUGGUGCUAAUAUCUUGUCCCUGCUGUGUUUAAUUUUCUUCUUCAAUAUGGAGGUUCAUAUCAGGGUUCAGAGAUGAAGGUUUAUUUGACACUUGUUAACACCAUUGGUAAAUAUUAUACCACUUAAAUUCUUCAAUGCUAAACUUAAAAAAAAAAGUCAUGUUAAGUCUUUCUAUUGCUGAAUUGUUGUGCAAACUUGUGUUAAGUGAGAUGUUAGGUGUGCUUUUCAUAGCUUAAUUUAUUUUCUGACUAUUUAUGGAAGUUGAAAUGUAACUUUUACCCCUCCCCUGAAACUUGCCACAUUCUCUAAAAGAAUCCAUAUCUAACAUUUUUCUUAGAAAACAAAUAUUGGUUUAAAAAUACUAUUCAAGUUUGCAUUCAUCUUGGCAAAAUUCCAAGUUAAUUUCUUGUCUUGCCUAUAAAAUAUUAAGCGUGAAAGGGACUGCACUUUCAAACUUUGCACUUGUAAAAGUGUAUAGGAUCCUUUCAGCCUUGUUUAUGUGAAAAAAAAGUCUUAAUCAGACUUUUUAAGACCUUUAAAUAUAUUUUAAGGAAACCCAAUAUGUAAAUGCUAUAAAAUGCAACAUAAUUGUAUUUUGCAAAUAUUCUAGGACCAUAUGAUGUCCUCAUGUGCACUUUUUAAAACAUUUUCUUGUGAACACAUUAAUGUGUAAACUAGACUGAAUGGAUUUGUCAAUUGCAAGGGCCUGUCUCAAAGCAUCCUAGGCUUGUUAUUUUUGCAGUUAAAGGGCAACAUAGUUUAAACUAAGUUUACCAACCACUUUUCAGAAAAGGUGGAUAUUCCUUUUAAAAGGAAUGUUACUCUGGGGAAGAAGUCAGUUUUUAAAAAAAAACCCAAGUUUCUCAACUACCAAGUAGGCCCCUUUGUGUUAUUGAACAAAGUAACCUUGAAAUUCUGCUUUGCAAAUUUUGACUACAAAUAUUUAUGAAAUUGCUUUAUCCACCAUUUUAAUGGGGAUGUUUAACUGUUUAAAAUGGGAUCCCCCUUUAAAAAGGCAGAAUAAGGGAAUUUUAUUUGUACAUAUUAAAUAUUUGGAAGCUAAUAUUUCCGCAGCAUGAUUUCAAGAGAGUCUGUUUUAUGGAUGUUGGUUUGUUGCAUUAGUGUUUUGUGUGAAAAAUAUUUUGUUAUUUUGUUGGUUCCUAUACUUCCAAUGGAUGUUGACUCCAUGACUCGAGCCUUGUCCUUUGCUAGGUUACAAAUGAUAUCCGCAUUACGUGGUACAUUUGGGAAGAAAAAUAAUCUGAAUUUUGAUGUUUAUUUCUGUACUUUAAACUGACUUCUCCCCCCUCCAUUCACACAAUUGUUUGGUAGAACGUGAUUUUUGCCCAACAGUAUCAAUGCGAAUGAAGUUUGCACAGGGCUUCAUUGCAUUGCUCAAACUGUUGUGUUUUGUAUGCAUUUCCCUAAACUAUUUGGGUCACGUUUUGCUGUGUAUGACUUCUUCAAAGUAUGACCUGAUUUUGCAACAACUCAUUUCCCGUACAGAACUGGAAAUACCAUUUUUUUUUUUUUUUUAAGGAACUGAUCUUCCCCAAAGUUAAGUCCAAAAUAGACAGUUUAACACCACUGUACUUGAUAUCUGUAGACUGACAAUCUAGUACAAAUGGAUAAAUUUUUAUCACCAGUAAAGCUGAACAGCCAGUUGUUUUUUUUUGUGUGUGCCUGUUGUGUGAAAUAAAAUUACCAAGAGGCCUCCAUGACUAACUGAUACUGAAUGUAGCCAUCAUUUUCACACUAUUGUCAUAGAAUGUUUUACAAGUUUUCAAUCAUCUUAUUUUGGCAAUCCCUUUUUUAAAAAUGUUUUCACCAGGGAGUAUUUUCUCUUCACUUGAGUCCAGGAACUGCACAAGAACAUUCCACAUCAGGUAUCUUUGUGAUCCAAUCUGUGGCUAGCUGCUAUCGUUGUGCUUAAGGAUUGGAAUCCUUUUUCGUCCUGGAUGCUGUUUACAGUGCAAAAUGGAAGCCCAUAAUAAACCUCUUUCUCCACCUACACCUCUUCCCGGCACCCCCCCGCCCCCCCAAAAAAAAGGCAUUCCUGUACCGGAUCAGCAUUCAACUCACUAUGAUAGCAGUUAUGUAUAGAUUGGUGAAUAAGUGGAUAAUCUUGAGCAACCAGGCUAGGGAACCUAUUUUUACAUAAUACCUGGCUUUAAUGAUGGUGAUUUGUAAGUAGCACAGUGCUGUCAACAUAUUAUAUGAAGCCACAAAGCAAAUGUAUUUUCAGUCUUGCCUUUAGGCACCAGAGUUUUUUUUUGCAGGAAGAGGAGCCAAAGUAGUAGUGAUUAAUUGUACUUUAGAAUUGAAGAAAUCAAUCCACAUUUUCCCAGUUACAAACUGAAGAACAAAAUGGGAGUAAGAUGUUAAAGCCUUGCGGGGUUAUAUAAUACUGUUCCCAAGACAAAGGGUUAACUGUGUCAUUAUAAUUGUUCAGACAGGCAGUGACAAGAUUGCCACAAUCCAAUCAAAGGUUUGUGAUCAUAUAUAGAACUGUGUGCCAAUUUGAAUCCCUAUUGUUAAAUACCAAUGAUCUUCAUAGACAUUCUACUCUUGCUGGUUGUAUCACCGACUGAGACAUAUUGCAAUUUAAUUUUAGUUCUGGUCGGGUGGUAAGGGUGAAAAGUGGAAGAGUAUUUUACAUGGACUAUUCUCCAAUAUCUAAUGUUCCCUCUUAAGCCACUUUCUGCAGAAAAAAAAUGCACUUUAAAAAAAGUUGCAAGUUAUUAAAUAUUGUGAACAAAUGUGUUAUAAAUUGAGGCCCUGAUAUUUGUGCUAGGAGAAAAUGACUGACACAAAUUUGUGUAUAAUCUUUUUGCACUUGUAUUUUCAAAAAUCCAUUUCUCAUAAAUGAUGUGUUUUCCUGUAUAUGAGUGGUAUAAUAAACUAAG
This is a messenger RNA of Rhincodon typus (whale shark), 6138 nucleotides long. It is a transcript of the gene rubcnl, whose product is annotated as rubicon like autophagy enhancer. Gene Ontology annotation, cellular component: autophagosome membrane; intracellular membrane-bounded organelle. Gene Ontology annotation, molecular function: phosphatidylinositol phosphate binding. The transcript is spliced from 18 exons. Gene Ontology annotation, biological process: autophagosome-endosome fusion; autophagosome-lysosome fusion; autophagosome maturation. The record is from RefSeq and is a predicted model, not a curated record. Bases 451 to 2532 code for a protein of 693 amino acids. NCBI's taxonomy places the organism in Eukaryota, Metazoa, Chordata, Chondrichthyes, Orectolobiformes, Rhincodontidae.